Cladocopium goreaui is the source of this 3936-nucleotide messenger RNA. Lineage: Eukaryota; Dinophyceae; Suessiales; Symbiodiniaceae. The record is from the annotation of a GenBank genome assembly.
AUGCAACUUUCGACAGCACUGGCAAAGGCAAGACUAUCGUUGCGCCUGAGAUGGAGGCCGAGGGAAGAGAAUGUGGAAGCUGACGAUUUAACCAAUGAGCGUUUCUCUGGUUUUGACUUGGAGAAGCGCAUUGCUAUUUCCUGGCAAGAUUUGGAUUUGGACAUUUUGCAAUCAUUGGUUCAGACACGGGACGAGUUUGAACAGAAGAAGGGCCUUCUCAAUGUCAAACAUCUGGAGGCACCAAUGACAAAGCUGGAGUGGCGUGAAAUAGCACCACCUUGCGAGAAAAACUGCUUCUUCGAUGAUUACGUCGUGUUUUGCAAUGAGCACCAUGUCAGUAGUACUGAGUCUUUGGUGGAGCUUCUACUUCAAGUGUUGGAAGGAAGUUUGCUGUCGAGGGUUGGGCCGUUUGUGCAUGAGAGCAGUGACCAGCAUGCUUUCCCCUUCACUGGAAAGAAGUUGGAGGGUCAAACCAUUGAUGCCUGCGAAGGUUUCAAUUUUCUUGGAGAAUGCCGAGCCGAGAUCUUUGACACUUUCUUCAGACAGCCCUCAAAGAGAUUCUUGGAAGUGCGGCUUCGGGGAGUGCUGGUGGACCCCUUUGGGAGGAGAUUGUCCUUUUUCUCAGUUGAGCCAAUGUCUGCGAACGUCACCCCAUGGGAGACGCGUGUGCCUACGCCGUCGAAUGUUGCAGACGAGCCCUUAGGGCAAGUCUCCGUCCUCCGCUUGCAAUUGCGCCCAAUCAAAGCUCAGCUCCGAGUGCAGCUCACCAUCCAAAUGCGCGCGACACGCGUGAAUCGUCGACCUAUCCGGACUCAUGAAAAAGAAGUAUGGCGGCGUGGUCAACAGGACAUUUUGCGAGUUUGCCAUGCAGACACGGCAUUCGAUGACCGAGGUCUGGGCAGCCAAAAUUUGUUGCAGGUGCAACGGUUGCAACGUGGUAACAGCAACAACAAGGGCAUUGACACGCUGCCCAUUGGUCGCCCUGGUGGUGCACAGGUUAUCCCAGCCGUUACACCUCUUGGAUGGCAGAAGCAGGCCAUCAUUACGGAGACACUGGAGAAGGAGAAGGAACGGCAAAAGAAAAACUUUCCAACAAUCUUCAAGAAAGAUGAACAACCAGAGGAGGUGUGGCCUAGUUCCGGCAUGCCAAAGCCUGCUGCCACGAUGCCAAAAGCGAAGACUCCAGUGGUUGUGCCCGCGCGGAUACCAAUGUGCAAGAGCUUUCCAGCUAAGGCAACACCGCCGUGGCAAGAACAGAGGUCUACGGCAGACCCACCUGCACUGGGGGCUAAGAUUGUCCCCAAACCGUCCAGUGUAGCCGUGACGGUUCCUACUCGAGCUUCUACGGAGGACAUUGACAAGUGGGAUGACUUGGAGGAGGAGUCUGUGGAAGCCGGAGGGAGCUUGUCAUCGCUUGCGGCAGCUACAGUUGCUGUAGUUGAGGCAGAAACGAAUGUCUCAGCUUUGACCCAUGAAGCGGAGCCGAAGCUUCCUUCGGUUGCAGUCAGUCAGGCGAAGCGUCAGAGCCCGCAAGUGCCACAACCCAAGGUAGUUGAGGCAGAAACGAAUGUCUCGGCUUUGAUCCAGGAAGCAGAACCGAAGCUUCCUUCGGUUGCAGUCAGUCAGGCGAAGCGUCAGAGCCCGCAAGUGCCACAACCCAAGGCCGAAAGAGAAACUCCUGCAGAGGCGAAGCGUCAGAGCCCGCAAGUGCCACAACCCAAGGUAGUUGAGGCAGAAACGAAUGUCUCGGCUUUGAUCCAGGAAGCAGAACCGAAGCUUCCUUCGGUUGCAGUCAGUCAGGCGAAGCGUCAGAGCCCGCAAGUGCCACAACCCAAGGCCGAAAGAGAAACUCCUGCAGAGGUGGAGACAAAAAUGCCAGAUGUGGUUGUAGCUGAGGCAGAAACGAAUGUCUCGGCUUUGAUCCAGGAAGCAGAACCGAAGCCUCCUUCGAUUGCAGUCAAUCAGGCGAAGCGUCAGGGGCCACGGUUGCCACAACCCAAGGCCGAAAGAGAAACUCCUGCAGAGGUGGAGACAAAAAUGCCAGAUGUGGUUGUAGUUGAGGCAGAAACGAAUGUCUCGGCUUUGAUCCAGGAAGCAGAACCGAAGCUUCCUUCGGUUGCAGUCAAUCAGGGAAAGCGCCAGAGCCCGCGAUUGCCACAACCCAAGGUGGAGACAAAAACGCCAGAUGUGGUUGCAAGUGAGCGGCAAGACAAAGCCAAGGCUUGUGGUGAGGCCAGGAAGCCUGGUUUUGACUGGAUUCGGCUGGCCAAAAUCGACUCAAUUCUGCUGGGUUGUGAGAGCAACUUCUUCGUAAAUCGUCAAGGUGAUGGUAGCCGAAUCCCAGGCCAAGAGCCUGAGCCGUGUGAAAGCAGUGGCUCAGAGGAUGAGGAGGAUGACAUGGACGAAAGCGAAGAGUCGGAGCAGGAGUCAGACGCAGCGGCUGACCCUGCCAAGAUUCUGAACGCAGGACCAGCUGAUGAUGAAUUUGAAGAAGAAGAGGAGGAGGAGGAGGAGGACGACGAGGUGGAGGAGCUGGAUCAAGAUGCAGCGGAGGAAAUCCAGCAAGAGGCAGCAAGCACAUUUGCAGUGGCCACCACCAGGCCUAAGGCGAAGGCAGCUCCUCCAGAGCUGGUGCAGCAGAUGAGCGCGGCCAAGGCGACGCGGCCGAAGCCUGCACCUGCCGUGCCGCCUCCACUUCACUCGCGACCAGCCAGAGAGGGGAAGGCACAGGCAGCUGAUCCAACGGAGGAGGAAGAGGGAAAGGGUGAGGAACAUGCCCCAGAAGAGGAUGAAGAUUUCAAUGAUGAGGAGAUGAGGGCAGCCUUUGCUGCCAAACUUCAGGAGCCUGGUCAAGAGGGAACUGGAGAAGGUAGUGCGACGGAGCAGGAUGGGUGCCCAGCAAACAUUGCAACGAGGGCUAAGGCUAAGCCCAAGCCAAAAGCUUGGGGAGCUCCACCACCCUUGUCAGGGAAGAAAAAAGAUGCUGAUCGUGGUGCAGAUGCAGAAAUGGAUGAUUCUACAAAGCCCGAGGAGAUCCCAGAAAAUGAUCAGCCACCUCCUCCGUUCUUUGAUCAAUGGCUUGCGAGUCUGAAAUUCAUAGCUGGAUGGAACGAUCAAAAGAAAUACGAAGCCGAUCAGGUGAAGGAAGCCUUCAGCCAAUAUCUUGCCGCCGAGGACAUUGUCAGCAAAGACACGGUCGAGCAGCUUUGCAGAACCAUUGUUCCGUUGUUGCUUGACCUCGAAAGGGUGGAUUCCAUGGUGGUUGCGAAUCUUCGGAAGGAGGUUCUAAGGACACUGAAGAUUGUGCAGGUCUGCAUUUUGCGCAUUGUCACCUUCGAGCUGCUGAGAGAGCAUUCAGCCAAGGCUGCGAAGAAGGGCAGGGGCAAGAAGCAGGCAGAAAUUCCGCCAGAAGGAGCCACUUAUUUGGCCAGUGAUAUAACAUCUCUGGCCAAGGUGAUUCAGCACUUCCGGUUCGACCAGACCUUCACCAAGGGUGUGCAUCAGCUGAUCGUGUCCUUCAGAAGACAAAAGCCAGAGAAGCCCGAGAAGCUGAAGCCGAAAGGCCCUGCGUCGCGGAAGCGGCAGGGUCAGGGUGCGGCUGAAAGCGACGAUCAGAUGGAAACUGGCGAUGAUCCUUCUCGGAGAAGUGGAGGUGAAGAAGUCCCACCAGAGGCAGAAGCUGACGCAGACGCAGAAGCUGCACAGGCCACUGAGGCAGAUGGUGAGGAGCAGCCAAUGCAGGAUGAGACAGACGAGGUUGACGACAGGCCAAAGAAGAAGCCGCGCAUAGUCUCGUAGGAUUUCGUUUGAGAUGCUACCUGGACAUCCUCCAGAGCUACGUCCCCUCUUGUCGGCGGCGCGGGCAUCGCAGACGACCGGAGAAAGAGAUCCGUAUCCAUGUUGCGCAGAUGCGGAAGGGAAACUCAAAUGCCUCGC